Molecule: messenger RNA, 2112 nt
Organism: Corticium candelabrum
Lineage: Eukaryota; Metazoa; Porifera; Homoscleromorpha; Homosclerophorida; Plakinidae
Exons: 3
Coding region: 73-1962 (629 amino acids)
Source: RefSeq, a predicted model, not a curated record
GACUCAAAACCAAUUCCAAUCGACAACCACUGGAUAGAGACGAACUAUGAUGCUGUGGCUUUAUGGGCAUCCAUGACUUUUUUGGCAGGAGAUGUGGAAAGUCUUGAAGGCCUCCUCUCUGGCCUUCACAUGGGCAAGUCAAAGGGAUGUGCAUCACCAGUAAUGUUGUUGAUUGGAACACACAUCAAUGAUGCCGAUGAAGAAAUGAUCAAGAAGCAGAAUGAAUUUCUGUCUAAAAUGUUUUGUAAUAAAGCAUUUCAGAAGCACAUCCUUCGACCAUCUAACCAGGCUAACGAUUGGUUUUUUCGUGUGGAGAAUUCGGUGUCCGAUCCUGACAGUGCAAGCGAGGAUGCAGGCGUGAGUGCAGUGAAGCAAGUCAUUGAAGAGAUGGCACGUGAUGUGUCACCUAAACCUCUGAUACCAGCCACUUGGUCAGUUCUAGAAAAGAUUCUGGAUUCUUUAGAAAUCAAGUUGGGCACUGCUCUUUCCAAUGUCAACGUUAUCAUGAGUUUUGCCCGUCGAUUGUGUCGAAUGUCAGAAGAGAAAGAAGUUCGUCUUGCUCUGACAUAUUUAGAUGAAGCCGGAUCAGUAAUUUAUCCUCAGAAAAGCGAGAAGCUGAAGAACAUAGUCGUCACCAAACCAAGCUGGAUUUUCAAGGUUUUCUCAGUCGUGGCGUCUGUCACGGAUUGGCCUUCUUCUUUACUGAUGUAUGAUUGGGAUCGAGUUCGGCAAGUAGGAAUUGCUUCUUGGAAACUCAUUCAUUAUCGUCUGGAAGUAGCAGGAGUGAAGCCAGAAGAGUACGAAGAUGUACUCAAUUUGUUGAAUUUCUAUUUUAUUCUGUGCCCCAAUCCUCCACCUCUUCCUUUAUCGGUUUCUUAUAAAACAGAAUACUUUGUUCCAUGUUUGCUAGAAGUCGAGUCAGAGGGUCCAUUUGCAGCUGUUGAUUUGGUUGCUUCUCGGCCAAUGUCACUUAUCAUUUUGUCUGACAAAAUUGAGUUUAUUCCUGAGCAGUUGCAUUUUAGGCUGAUGACGUGUUGCAUUGAGAAAUAUCCUGACGAACCAAUGUUGACACGUAAUAAGUGUGUAUAUCGAGUUGAGAAAGAUGUCAACUUGGAAGUGAUUUAUCACUUGAAGAAAUAUAUCAUUGUCACUAUUGACACACAACGGCCACUUCAUGAAAUUGCAUCUCUGUGUACAGACAUGCGUCUGUUCAUCACUAAAAAGCUGCAUGAAGUGAAGACACCAGGGUUGUCUCGUUUUCAGUUUUCAUUGAAUAUUCAACAUCCCGGACCAGCCAUUCAUGUGGAUAUGAACAAGUUAGUAUGUAUAGACAAGUAUGUACCAAGCGAAGACACAACAUUGAGAAGAAACAUAAGCAGGGUCGAUGUCAAUCUGGAUCACCAUGAGAGAGCUGCAUUAGACUGUUGGUUUUAUGAAGAGAAAGAUGAUGUAGCAGGAAACUCUCAGAAUGAUCGUGUGUCACGAGAGCAAUUUCCCACUUUGGAUAUCUGGGUUAGUGACUCAAGGAAAAUUUUAGAUAUUGAAACUGGAAGUGAUAAACAACAACAAGAUGAACAAACAACAAAAAGUGAAUCUGCUGAUUCAAGUGUGUCAACUCUAACAUCUGGAGUGUGUCAACAUUCACAAAUGUCUAAUCUUGAUGACGAGUUGAAUUCUCAGCUGUUAGUGAAAGUUGCUCGUGAAGUAUCUCACAGCUGGGAGGAAUUCGGGUCUCUUCUGUCAGCAGAUUUGUUUUCUACAAAGAGAACGGACGUUAUCACUGAUACAUACAGAAAGCCAUUCUUGCGUGCUAAAGCCAUGUUAGAAGAAUGGAGAGAGGCAAUGGGCACAAGAGCUACUUGUCACUUGAUUGUUCAAACACUUUUGGAGAUGGGUUUGAGGAAGGAGGCAUGUGAUAUAUUUGGGUCUGAUGUAGUAGAACUUAUUUAUCCAAACAAAUAAUUAAGGUAAUUAUGUGUCACGUGACUUUGAUUUAGGGACAUAUCUUUGUGUCAUUAUUUUAAAAUUUAUUUGUAAAUGUGCUGUAAAGUAUAGCGAUGUGCUAUCAAUGGAAUUGAACAGUAAUAUCUGUAAACAAUAGUUUAUCGAGAU